Molecule: messenger RNA, 714 nt
Organism: Aedes aegypti (yellow fever mosquito)
Lineage: Eukaryota; Metazoa; Arthropoda; Insecta; Diptera; Culicidae
Product: neurofilament heavy polypeptide-like
Exons: 3
Coding region: 1-714 (237 amino acids)
Source: RefSeq, a predicted model, not a curated record
AUGAGCAAAGAAGACAAGGGGCCAAAGAGUCAAAGAGCUAAAAGAACAAAAUGUCCAGGAGCCAGAGAACCAGAGAGACAGAGUUCAAAGAGCAAAAGCGACAAAGAAACAAAGAGUCAAAGAGCCAAAGAGUCAGAAAGCCAGAGAGAUAAAGAGCCCAAAAGACAAAGAUCCAAAGGGCUAAGAAAAAAAGAGCCAAAGAGCAAAAGUGCCAAAGAAACAAAGAGUCAAAGAGCCCGAGAAGCCAAAGAACCGAAAAGCCAAAUUGCCAAAGAGCCAAGAAGCCAAAGAGCCAAAGAGCCAGAAAGCCAGAGAGCCAAAAAGCCAAAGAACCAAAGAGUCAAAGAGCCAAAGAAACAAAGAGUGAAAGAGCCAGAAAGCAAAAAAGCCAGAGAGCCAGAGAUCCAGAGAGCCAGAGAGUCAGAGAGCCAGAGAGCCAAAGAGCCAAAGAGCCAAAAAGCCAAAGACCCAAGGAGCCAGGGAGCCAAAGAGCCAAAAAAAAAAAAAAAAAAGAGUCAAAGAGCCAGAAAGCAAAAAAGGCAGAGAGCCAGAGAGCCAGAGAGCCAGAGACCCCAUCCUGGAACCACCACUGGUCACCAAAUGCAUGUGUCAUUCAUGCUUUCGCUCGGUGCCGUUCCCUUGGCGGUGGUUGGCACCGUGCCACAUCACAGAAAUGCCACGUGGCACGCUACGGUGUGGAUCAUCUAUAUUUAA